AUGUCGGAACAAUCGCAAGUGCGAGCGUUUUACAGCGGCAAGAAUUUCUUCAUAACUGGAGGCACCGGCUUCGUCGGUUUAUGUUUGAUAGAAAAAAUAUUAAGAACUAUACCUGAUGUUGGAAAAUUAUAUUUACUCAUGCGACCAAAAAAGGGGAAGGAUAUUUCAGAUAGAUUAGAAGAAUUCCCAAGCAAUCCGGUAUUUGAAAAGCUCUUGGAAACUCAAUCGAAAGACAUAUUCAAGAAAUUGGUGCCAGUAUCAGGUGAUGUUGGUCAAGAUGAAUUAGGUUUAAGCCCUACGGACAGAAGUUUAUUAAUAGAAAAUGUUAAUGUGGUGAUACAUUCUGCUGCUACUUUGGACUUUGGAGACAACCUUAGGCCUACAGUGAAGAUCAAUGUCCUGGGAACAAGGAGUGUAUUGCAACUGUGUAAGGAGAUUAAGGAUUUAAAGGUCAUGGUACAUGUGUCCUCUGCUUAUGUAAACUCUUACUUAAAUGAAGCUCAUGAGAAAGUGUAUGAUGCUCCGGAAGAUGUAGAAAAAGUUAUAUCAUUUGUUGAAACUAUGAAUGAUGAUGCCUUGAAUGAAAUUGAAUCACAGGUUUUGAAGGAUCACCUCAACACAUACACUUUUACCAAACAUUUGGGAGAGCAUGAGGUGAAGAACUGCGCGGAUCUUUUCCCUUGUACCAUUAUCAGACCAACCAUGAUUGUUGCGGCAUGGAAGGAGCCAGUUCCGGGUUGGACAUGCUCCAAAGUGGGACCACAAGGUUUUCUUAUGGGAGCAGCUAAAGGCGUGGUACGACGUCUGCCUAUGGCCAAGCAGAAUAUUGCUGACUAUAUACCAGUAGACAUCGUCGUCAACCAACUUCUUGUGGCCGGUUGGCAUGCAGCAAAGGAGAAGAGUGGGCUGACUGUGUACCAUUGUUCAUCGUCCACACAAAAACCAUUUCGCUGGAUUAUGCUUGAGACACAAGUUAACGAACUGCUUCACAAGUACCCUCUGAAAAGUGCUGUAUGGUAUCCUCGAUUGGAGUUUGUCUCUUCUCUGUGGCUGUUCAGGCUGUCGGCCAUCUUCGUUCACUUCUUCCCGGCGAUACUCCUCGAUAUGAUGCUGAGGCUGACGGGUGGGAAACCGAUACUGUUCCGGCUUCACAAAAACGUGUGGACGUCCUUGGGCCGGCUCGAGAAGUUCAUCUUCAACGAAUGGCGUUUCCAUAACCCGAACACGAGAGACCUGAGUAAAACACUGAACAAGACAGACAGCGAAUUGUUCUACAUAGACAUAUCUGAUAUUGAUUGGAUUGAAUACUUCGUGAAAUUACACUUGGGUGUACGUAGAUAUCUGAAUAAAGAAAAGGAAACCACCCUGCCUGUAGCCAGAAGCAAGGACACAGUACUAUUGGCAGCCCACGUCGUCUGGCAGAUACUUAUAAUAUCUCUCCUAUGGUACUUUGUUGCCUGUCUCAGUGGUUUGACAAUGACCCACAGUGCCUGGGCACCGCCUAUAAUCUAUAUCCUAUACAGCUUCUUG
Molecule: messenger RNA, 1530 nt
Organism: Iphiclides podalirius (scarce swallowtail)
Lineage: Eukaryota; Metazoa; Arthropoda; Insecta; Lepidoptera; Papilionidae
Source: the annotation of a GenBank genome assembly